Molecule: messenger RNA, 1735 nt
Organism: Oryza brachyantha (malo sina)
Lineage: Eukaryota; Viridiplantae; Streptophyta; Magnoliopsida; Poales; Poaceae
Product: transcription factor bHLH49-like
Exons: 8
Coding region: 1-1101 (366 amino acids)
Biological process (GO): regulation of DNA-templated transcription
Cellular component (GO): nucleus
Molecular function (GO): DNA-binding transcription factor activity; protein dimerization activity
Source: RefSeq, a predicted model, not a curated record
AUGGAUGCUAAUGGCGGUAAUGGGUUUGGAGUAGAGAGCAACGCUUCGCCUGCUCAUGGCGGCAUGGCGAUGGCGGCGUGGCAAUGGCAUGGCCAGAUGAGCGGCGGCAGCGCGUGCGGGGCGCCGCCGGUGCAGCCGGGCAUGGACUCUCUCGCGUGGUCGUCGUCGGUCUCGCCAUGCACGUCGGCGGCGGUGGUCAUAGCCGGCGACGGUGCUGGUAGCUUCUUGCCGCCGCCGGCGGUAGCCGUGCGCGGCGGGUUCGGGCAUUUCCCGGUCGGCUCCGGCGGCCGCGUGGAGCGGGCGCCGCCCGGCGACUGCUCGUCGGACUCCAAGAAGAAGAGGAGAUCAGGCGAGAUUACCAGAACGGAUCACGCGAGCGCGUCGAAAGUGCUUGCCGACUCUGCAAAUGACACCGAGUGCAGCAAAGAUGCCAACGGCGAAGUGAUCGGCCCGCCGCCGCCGGCGGCGGCGGCCGGCAAGUCGAAAGGGAAGGGAGCCAAGGACGCCGGCGAGCCGCAGAAGGAAGGGUACAGCCAUGUCAGAGCUCGGAAGGGGCAGGCAACCAACAGCCACAGCCUAGCAGAGAGGUUGAGAAGGGAGAAGAUUAGCGAGAGGAUGAAACUCCUGCAAGACCUUGUCCCAGGCUGCAGCAAAGUCACCGGCAAGGCGUUGAUGCUUGACGAGAUCAUCAACUAUGUUCAAUCCCUGCAAAGACAAGUCGAGUUUCUGUCGAUGAAGCUCUCUGCAGUCAACCCAAGGAUCGAUCUCGACAUAGAAUCACUCGUCUCCAAGGAUGUUCUUCGCUUUCCCGGGCCGCCUCCGUCUGCUCCAUUCUCCUUCUCCCAGGAGAUGAUGAUACCCGGGCUACAGUUAUCGCGACCGGCCAUGCUUCAGGGAGGUAUCCGUGGCAUGAUUGAUCAAGAUUUGUUCUCCAAUGUCAUGCAGAAGCAGCAGCAAAAUGAUAAGGGAGCAUUCAGAGAGCCUCAGAUGCAUCAGACGAUGGAUGGAUCAUUCCAUGGCACGGCGCAAAUGCCGUAUCCACAGGUCGUGGGUGCAGAAGACCUAAGCAUUAGGCAAGAUCAAGAGAGUUUUCAUGUGUGAAAUGCAGCAACAUGGGAUGGGGCAGGUUUCUUCUGAUCAGAAGGCAGAUAGGAGUGACACGCACAUAAACAGAAUGUGCAUAGGACAAACUGCUGCUGAGCUGACCGGUAAGAAACUGAUUGCAUAUGGGAAGGGAGGAGGCUCUCACAUUCAGUACAUGGGGUGUAGCUGCGUUCAAAUAUCAGAACUGAAGCUUCACCGACUGAGACAGCACGAACUGCAAUCCACGAUGGCCAGAAACUCCUCUGACAUAGGAAGAAAAAGAAACUGAAGAAAAAAGAUUGAGUAUCCGAUGCGAGCAAUUGAAUCGCAGCAGGAUGCAUCUGGUUUUUCUUGGCUCCUUCCAAGUAGCAGCGAAACGUGAUGUUUGAUAGAAACACUGAAAUACAACUGUUUUUGUGUGUGUGUGUGUGUGUGGACAGAUACGGCAUGAAAUUUAAUGCUUAUGCAUCAUUCUUUUUUUCAUAUUGAGUACCUCCCUUUUCAGAGUUCAUUUUCUGUUCUGGUGGCCCUUGUGCGAUUUUAUGGGACAUGAUGGCAAUAGUGUAAAUCUUAGACAGUCCUAAAUAUCAUAUUUGGAUGUCUGUUAAGCAUCCUGUAAGCUCCCUAUGGAUAUUUGGGCUAUCCAACUAAC